Messenger RNA from Bipolaris oryzae ATCC 44560, 921 nucleotides. RefSeq lists its product as uncharacterized. The coding region runs from base 1 to 921 and encodes 306 amino acids. NCBI's taxonomy places the organism in Eukaryota, Fungi, Ascomycota, Dothideomycetes, Pleosporales, Pleosporaceae. The transcript has a single exon. The record is from RefSeq and is a predicted model, not a curated record. Gene Ontology annotation, molecular function: RNA binding.
AUGACUUUACACGCUGGCACCAGAGUGCCAAAUGACCGCCUCAUCUUCGUUAAGAACGUCCCCAGCUACGUCGCCGACGAUCAAGUUACUGAUUUGUUUUCCCCAUACCGCCCUGUAAGUUACAAAAACAUCUACAAGGGGAGCAAUAUCACAACAAUCGUCGUUGGCUUCCGGAGCACGAGCGACGCAGCGCGUGCCCAACGUGAGACAGAUGGGAGCUGUCUAGGCAACGCCGUCAUUAAGGUGGAAAUGUAUGAGCAGCGGCGUUCAAUCCGCUAUAUCAGAGAUCACGGAUACGACAGCAGCGUACCAUGGGAGGUUGGGGAGCAGGAGGAGGGAUACUCCUACGAAGACGAGCAGCCUGACGAGGAAGUUCCGUCAAAGGAAGUCACCGCACACUUCUCGCCGUUGUACCCGGCUCCAGUCAAACUGUCUAGUACAGCUGCACAGGGUACCACAUGGGCGCACAUCGCAAGUAGCCAUUACACCCAAGCAGUCACUAAGGAACCCGCCAUCACCAAAGCAGACUCGGCGCCGAGUCCCGCUUCAACGCCCAUUGCGACGCCGCAGAUCACGACCGCCAUCCCCGUCAAGCCGAUUGAGCCAGAAGCUCAAGUCUCCGCACCACCGUCCCCGGUAGUAGCGGUCUCGCCCAGCGACACUACCACUAUCGCGAUAUCUGAACCAUCUGUCCGUGACGAAUCGUCCGGUGACGGAGCCCACGGACCAGAAACAGAACAUCAGAUUAUGAGGUGGAGCGGGAUUAUGAAAUGGGCGCAGGACAGUGGUGGCGAUGGUAUCCAAGAGAUGCAGUCUAGGCCGUAUGUGCCACUUGAUACAGCGGUACGUAUUCGACAAGUCCAUUGUCGUGAUUGUGCUUUUUGCAAGUCGAUGGAGAGGGUGCGCAAGGAGAAUGAGUAA